AUGAUUGAUUACUGGCAACCUGGAACUCAGUACAAUGACGGUGCAAGGGUCCUUUAUGAAGGUGUCCAGUACAAGAUCAUUCAGCCUCACCGGUCCCAGAGUGACUGGACUCCGCCCGUGACACCUGCCCUUUGGGGACGCCUGGAAGGUGGCGAUUGCCAGCGCAGUCCUCAUCAUGAGAAUUCUGGUCAAUGGGCCGGGGACUGCAAGUCCGACCCGUGUGCUCCACCAUGCAACCAACCUCCUCCUCAGCAGCAGCAGCAGCAGCAACAACAACAGCAACAACAGCAACCUUACCAUUCCCCCCAAGGCGGCAUCCAACCGACUCAUCAGGAGAGUCAGCAGCACUGGUUUGACAUUGAUGACAAAAGGAAGCAAGAGCUGGAGAUCGGAGGAGGCGUCCUGGCCGGUGUCGGUGCCCUUGCCGCUGGCGUUUUUGCCUACAAUCACCACAACAAGAGUGAAGAGGAGAAAAGGGCGCACGUUUGGUCGCAGGGCAACUGGCUCCGUGAUGCGGAGCAACGUACCCAGGCCUUCCGAAGCGGAAAUUACCCUGCUCCAGUAGCAUGGGUCCUCACUAAGGGUAAGAACAUCCCACCAAAUGCCAUCGAAGGUGGCUUUGAGCGUGGCGCGCCUUUGUACAUCUGCCGUGCUUACUAUGAGGCAAUGGUCGGAAAGGCAUGCUCUGUCUUCAAAAAAGGAGCUGUGAUCGGCUACAAGAAGGAAGAGAUCCACCUUGAUACAUAUGAGAUCCUUGUUGGGAACUCUCAAGCCGUCCGUUGGGUUAACGUUUCUGGCCAAUUCAACUUGGCAGCUCUCAAUGGACUUCGACCCGUGGAAGGUGGCCGAGAGCCCGGAGGUGCUCCUCAAUACAUUGCCCAAGCUCCUUACCACGGAGCCGUGCACCCGGGGAAGGCGUCCGAGUCGUUCGGUGAUGGUUGCUUCAUUCCUUACGACUCCACAGAGAAGAAGGUCAAGGAGUACGCGGUGCUUUGCUACAACUGA
Molecule: messenger RNA, 1005 nt
Organism: Suillus plorans
Lineage: Eukaryota; Fungi; Basidiomycota; Agaricomycetes; Boletales; Suillaceae
Product: carbohydrate-binding module family 12 protein
Exons: 8
Coding region: 1-1005 (334 amino acids)
Biological process (GO): carbohydrate metabolic process
Cellular component (GO): extracellular region
Molecular function (GO): hydrolase activity, hydrolyzing O-glycosyl compounds; carbohydrate binding
Source: RefSeq, a predicted model, not a curated record